Molecule: messenger RNA, 3888 nt
Organism: Rhincodon typus (whale shark)
Lineage: Eukaryota; Metazoa; Chordata; Chondrichthyes; Orectolobiformes; Rhincodontidae
Exons: 23
Coding region: 716-3556 (946 amino acids)
Biological process (GO): integrin-mediated signaling pathway; T cell receptor signaling pathway; protein localization to plasma membrane
Cellular component (GO): plasma membrane
Molecular function (GO): protein binding
Source: RefSeq, a predicted model, not a curated record
GAGGUAUAAUUAGGGGUGAGAGAGGUAAAUAUGAGAUCUGUUCGUUAGUUAUUCAGGAGUUAGACUAUAUAUUUAAAAGCCUGACUGUUUCACUUAAUCCCUCCGAAUUCUCGGAGUUGAACUGAGGUUUUCAGGGGGUUCCAGGCGUGGAGAAAUUGCCGAGCGGAAUCUUCAAUUUCUCGGGAAAUUCCUUCGGAGUCUGGCUCGGCUGGUUUCCCAGUCACAGCUCCCAUUCUCUGCUGGAACAACCAUUGCCUGGCCAGCGGAAAAUCCCCGGGACUUCGCCUACGUGUGCUCCGAAAAUCGGGCGGAGGUCGAGUGAAGUGAAAAGCGUAAGCGGAGGGAGUUUAUGAGAAGUUAUUUUUUUCAAACCCUCCCUGGAAAGGCGUUUGUCUUUCAAAGUGACAACGUUAAUAAAGAAAAACAGUUGGCGUCUUCAAGGGAAAGGAAAAUGGAAAUUUAGCAGGAGUUUCCCUGCAGUGAAUAAAUGUUUGCAACCUGAUAAUCAGCUGGAUGCGCAUUGCCCAGAAUCACAAGACACGUACUGCGUGAAUAUUCCUCCCCGCUGGUUUACAGGAGGAAACAGCGCCUGGCAAUCCGACAGUCCUGGGCACUCAGUGUCUGUCCCCAGCCCAGAGUAAACACCUACUGCACUGUUAAACUCUCAGCUAUUGGGAUAGCCAGCUCCGAUGGAUACAGAGGCGGUAAGUUUUGAAUGAAGCCCCAGUUCCUCUCUCUGAGCUUGCUGCUGGUUCGGGUUCAGUCCGGAGGGAGACCCCGCUUUAUCACGGCGACUUGUACCUGGAGCAGAAACGUCCACCCCACCCCCACGGCACGGUGCACACUGGAAUCAAUAUCUCACAAACUACCAGAAAAGGAGACAAAAGUGACCAACUGUAACUGUCCAGCGGUUAACGUUGUGGAAGAAAAUAUUGAUUUCAAAGCACUUCGGGCAAAAUUUCAAAAGUCUGAUAUAAUAAAGAUCAAGCCCAGUGGUAAACCACCUUUACAAGCUUCUGAAGCACCUGGAGUGGCUCGUACCAAAACCAAUGUAACCAACAUUAACAUUUUUGAGACAGUUCCUCUUCACAAUGCUGCUGUUCAACAAACUAAUGCACAAUCUCUACAUCCUCCUGUUCCGCUGAUAAAGCCAGCAGUAGUUCCAAAGCCUGUACUUCUGAAAUUACCUGACUGGACAACACCCAAUGAUCCAGAUGAAAGUGGAAGAAAACCUGAAGAUCUUACUAGCUAUGAAGGUGCGUCAUUGAGGAUUAGUUCCAACAAUCUUCAAAAACUUGAAAAUAAGACCUCAGAAUCCAGACCGUCAAAAGAUAAUGUCAUAAGUGACCAACUGAAUGCAAUCUCAUUUAAAGAAAAAUUAAAUAUUUGGGAGAAUACUUUACAUUGCAAUAGUGCACCAGCUGAAAAGAUAAAAUGUGGUACACUUCCUCCUUCACUGUCAAAUUCAAGAGCAAAUUCUUAUUUUCCUCCUAAGACAACAUGUCAUGCUGAUCCACAUUUCAGGACAACUUCUCCUUCACAAUAUAGGAAGGAAAAUCUAAGUAUGGAGCCAGAGAUACAGAUAUCUGGUGCAAGGAAAGAAAUUGUCCAGUCUAUGCUCAUCCAAAGUAGUGACAUUUCUCAAUCAGUUGAUAACUGUGGAAUUAUUGUUCCACCUCUUCCACCAAAAACAUAUCUUUCUUGCCCAAAAGUUGAUCAGAAAGGGUUAAAACUAGAUGUCAACCACAGUGCAGAGUCAGAGACUUCUCCAGGGUUGCCAUUAGAAAACACUCGAGAACCAAAGCUGCCAAUGGAUCAAGGAGUAGGAAACACUCAUGAAAAAGGCUACCAACAUACAUUCCUGCGAUGUAGAGAGUUGCCAUCUGUUGAAGUAUUGGGACCUCCUCCAGUGAAACCACCCAGACUAUUCAAUGUAGACCUUGGCGUGCUACAGAGGAUCAAAAUGGCCAGUUAUAGUCCAAUUGAAUUAUCUAAGAAAAAUGGCAUCUCUUCGUCAUCGAUAUCAUACACAGAUGAAUGUACAGUUUUAAGCACUGCAAGCAGUAUACAUGAAGAAACCAAUAAUAAAACGGAGCAGCAAUAUGAAGAAGUUGAGCUGAAAAAUGUAUUGCAAAUCAGAAAAACAAAAGGGAAACAUCAAGACCAUGUUAAGGAAUGUGAAAGUAAAGAAAUAAGAGAAAAAGAAUUACACAAGAAAUUCAAUCUCACAGGCUUGGAGCUUCCAAUAUAUAAAGUUCAAGUGCAGCAGCACUUGAAGGGAGGAAAGCUGGGCCUCACGGUGAAACAAGGUGAAAUAGUGGAAAUUAUCCGUAUGGUUGACUGUCCUACUGGAAAGUGGCUGGCCAGAACUCACAAUGGGAAUUAUGGUUACAUCCAAAUUGAUGCUGUGAAAAUGGAUAAUGCCGAAAUUAAGGAAAUUAGUAAAAGAAUUUUGAAGCAAACAGAAACAUUUGAGGAAAUAUAUGAUGAUGUUGGUCUUUCUGAAAUACCACCUGAACUAUGUUUCACAUCACCACUUCAAAGUGUUGGCUUUGGGCAAUCCUGUGAAGCAACAGAUACCAAAAAAGAGUCAGAGAAAAGAAACAGUGGAAAUAAGAUGAACCCCCUGACAAAAAUCUUACAGAAAGGAAAAGAAAAGAAAAAAGGCCAUGAAAGUUCCUUGUAUACCCUGCAACCUGAAUUUGGAUCUGUAUCCCACGGUUACGAUAACUCGAGCAAUUUGUCAGCAAGUCAAAAACUGAGCGGUUCACAGAACUGUUUUGUGGAUGAGGACCAAUUAGACGAACAAGUGUAUGAUGAUGCAGAGACCUGUAACUCAGAAUCUCUUAGAAAAGACCGAAUUAAGGAAUUGGGGAAACUGUUCAAGAAGGAGAUUGGUGAUGGAGAAAGGGGGAAGAAGGUAAAAAUGAGAAAAAAUAAAGCACAAGAUCAUCUCAGUGCCAGUUCAAGGUCACAGUCUAUUUCAUCUAUAACUAACUCGGAAAGUGGUGCAAGCAGUGUGUAUGAAGAUGUUAACAGUGUAAAGGAAUAUGGUGAUUUUGAAGACAGAGCUUCAAAAUCAGACCCAAAUAAAACCAGUUGGGCAAAUAUCUUCAGGAAGCGUGAAGAAAAUGUAAAGACAACUGGAGAAAUGAACACAAAGGUACAAGAAGCUGAAAGACUGGAUGGCAAUAAUGAGGAUGGCCUCAUUGCAGAUUUUAAGGCAACCAGAGAGAAGGUGAAAGGUAUAUUCAAAGGCAAGAGAAAAGAUCAAAAUGAAGAAAAAGAGACAAAAGUGAAUAAAAAGAAAAUGCUAAAAGAGCAAGAAUUUAGAGAAAAGUUUAAUUAUACUAAGGAGAUAGUUGUGGAAAACAUUGCAGUUGUAGAGCAGAAUGCUGUACGGGAGGAAAAAGGAUCCCUGUACUUACCCAUAAAAUCCGGAGAGAAGCUGGAUGUAAUCGAUAUUGGAGAAGGAAACCAAAUUAUCUGUAGAAACUCGGACGGCAAAUAUGGUUAUGUUCACGUACGGCAUUUAACAUUUAGAAGCCAGAAUUAACAGGAAUGCUUUACUUCGGAAGGAAAUGAACACAAGUUAUUGUUUUGAAAGUUACUGAUUUUCAAAAGAAUUUCUGUAUAUACUAUAUUUAUAGCUAUCACUUUAAUGCACAGUCAUUUCAGUAGUACAUCAAAAUGCCUGUCUAUUGUAAUAAAAGAUGUUGAAAGAAAAAACACAAUCUUUCUGGAAUUCACAUUAUUUUAAAAAAAUGCUGCAAGAUAUGGCAGAUAGUGUCAUCAGAUUGAUAACUUCUGAGCAAGAGGCACAUGAAUGUGUGUUUGAAUCCAAAAAGCACAUUUGACUGGAGUAUAAUGAAUAAAAUAUAAAACAAA